Dromiciops gliroides (monito del monte) is the source of this 2472-nucleotide messenger RNA. RefSeq names its product EWS RNA binding protein 1 (gene EWSR1). The record is from RefSeq and is a predicted model, not a curated record. The transcript has 18 exons. Gene Ontology annotation, cellular component: nucleus. Gene Ontology annotation, molecular function: RNA binding; transcription coregulator activity. Bases 110 to 2107 code for a protein of 665 amino acids. Gene Ontology annotation, biological process: regulation of DNA-templated transcription. Lineage: Eukaryota; Metazoa; Chordata; Mammalia; Microbiotheria; Microbiotheriidae.
GAGCCCGAGGUUGUGCGGUCCGCGCCUGCGCACUGCGACGCCGAGAGGGCAAGCGAUCGAGGGAGACAGAGACGGACGUUGAGAGAACGAGGAGGAGGAAGGAGAGAAAAUGGCGUCCACGGACUAUAGUACCUACAGUCAAGCUGCAGCCCAGCAGGGCUACAGUGCUUAUGCAGCCCAGCCAGCUCAAGGAUAUGCACAGACCACCCAGGCAUAUGGGCAACAAAGUUAUGGAACCUAUGGACAACCUACUGAUGUCAGCUAUACACAGGCUCAAACAACUGCAACAUACGGGCAGACUGCAUAUGCCACCUCUUAUGGACAGCCUCCAACUGUAGAAGGGGCCAGUACAGGUUAUACUACACCAACUGCACCUCAAGCUUACAGUCAGCCUGUCCAAGGAUAUGGGACAGGGGCCUACGAUACCACCACCGCUACAGUUACGACUACCCAGGCAUCAUAUGCAGCCCAGUCUGCAUAUGGCACCCAGCCUGCUUACCCCACCUACGGUCAGCAGCCAGCAACUGCGGCGCCUGCAAGACCCCAGGAUGGUAGCAAGCCCGCUGAGACUAGUCAGCCUCAAUCUAGUACAGCAGGCUACAGCCAGCCCAGCCUAGGGUACGGACAGAGCAACUACAGUUACCCACAGGUGCCCGGCAGCUAUCCCAUGCAACCAGUCACCGCACCUCCGUCCUAUCCUCCAACCAGCUAUUCCUCUACCCAGCCGACUAGUUACGAUCAGAGCAGUUACUCCCAGCAGAAUACCUAUGGGCAGCAGAGCAGCUAUGGACAGCAGAGUAGCUAUGGUCAACAGAGCAGCUAUGGGCAGCAGCCCCCCACUAGUUAUCCCCCCCAAACUGGAUCCUACAGCCAGGCUCCAAGUCAAUAUAGCCAACAGAGCAGCAGCUACGGGCAGCAGAGUGCGUUCCGGCAGGACCAUCCCAGUAGCAUGGGUGUAUAUGGGCAGGAGUCUGGAGGCUUUUCCGGACCUGGAGAAAACCGGAGCAUGAGUGGCCCUGAUAACCGGGGCAGGGGAAGAGGGGGAUUUGAUCGUGGAGGCAUGAGCAGAGGUGGGCGGGGAGGAGGAGGAGGAGGACGCGGUGGAAUGGGCAGCGCUGGAGAGCGAGGUGGCUUCAAUAAGCCUGGUGGACCUAUGGAAGAAGGACCAGACCUUGACUUAGGCCCACCUGUAGAUCCAGAUGAAGACUCCGAAAACAGUGCAAUUUAUGUACAGGGACUGAAUGAAAAUGUGACUGCUGACGAGCUGGCAGACUUUUUCAAACAAUGUGGGGUUGUCAAGAUGAACAAAAGGACUGGGCAGCCGAUGAUAAACAUUUACUUAGACAAGGAAACCGGAAAACCCAAAGGAGAUGCCACAGUAUCCUAUGACGACCCACCUACUGCAAAGGCUGCAGUAGAAUGGUUUGAUGGGAAAGACUUCCAAGGCAGCAAACUCAAAGUGUCUCUUGCUCGGAAGAAACCUCCAAUGAACAGCAUGCGAGGCGGCAUGCCACCCCGUGAAGGCAGAGGGAUGCCUCCCCCACUCCGAGGAGGUCCUGGAGGGCCAGGCGGGCCAGGAGGUCCCAUGGGUCGAAUGGGAGGCAGAGGAGGAGACAGGGGAGGUUUUCCACCAAGAGGACCCAGGGGUUCCCGAGGAAACCCUUCAGGAGGAGGAAAUGUCCAACACAGAGCAGGCGAUUGGCAGUGCCCUAAUCCAGGCUGUGGGAACCAGAAUUUUGCCUGGAGAACAGAGUGUAAUCAGUGUAAGGCCCCCAAGCCAGAGGGAUUUCUCCCACCACCCUUCCCACCUCCAGGUGGUGACCGGGGCAGAGGUGGCCCUGGCGGCAUGAGAGGUGGGAGAGGUGGCCUCAUGGACCGCGGAGGGCCUGGCGGUAUGUUCAGAGGAGGCCGAGGAGGAGACAGAGGCGGCUUUCGGGGAGGCCGAGGAAUGGAUCGAGGAGGCUUUGGUGGAGGAAGAAGAGGAGGACCUGGGGGUCCUCCGGGACCCCUCAUGGAGCAAAUGGGAGGCAGAAGAGGAGGGCGUGGAGGACCUGGAAAGAUGGAUAAAGGUGAGCACCGUCAGGAGCGCAGAGACCGGCCCUACUAGACGCAGAAACCCCGCAGAGCUGCAUUUACUACCAGAUUUAUUUUUUAAACCAGAAAAUGUUUUAAAUUUAUAAUUCCAUAUUUAUAAUGUUGGCCACAACAUUAUGAUUAUUCCUUGUCUGUACUUUAGUAUUUUUCACCAUUUGUGGAGAAACAUUAAAAACAAGUUAAAUGGUAGUGCCCUGAGUUUCUUUUCCUUCUUUUAAAGAUGGUUGUUUAACGAAGACUAAUAAACCAAUGAGAAACCAUUGUUGUGAGCAUGCUCAAAUAUCAUUGUGUGGCGACCCAGGAGGAGAACUAACUGUAACAAUGUUAAUGGUUGUGAUGUUUUUUUUUAAAUAAAAUUCCAAAUGUUUAUAAACGUAA